Messenger RNA from Carica papaya (papaya), 2043 nucleotides. It is a transcript of the gene MLS, whose product is annotated as malate synthase. The record is from RefSeq and is a predicted model, not a curated record. Gene Ontology annotation, molecular function: malate synthase activity. Gene Ontology annotation, cellular component: cytoplasm. NCBI's taxonomy places the organism in Eukaryota, Viridiplantae, Streptophyta, Magnoliopsida, Brassicales, Caricaceae. Gene Ontology annotation, biological process: glyoxylate cycle.
GAAAAAAGGCACAAACUUCAAAACCAUCUCCCUCUGAUUCGUACUACCUACGUCACAAAUCACAUUAUCACUCGCAUUCCCCGUUCCGAUAAUACUCUCUCUGCAUAUCCUAUCUUAUAUACUUAUCAUCUACCCAAAAGUUAUAUAUAUAUAAAAACUACACCGCACUCAGAUAUAUUAUAUAUAUAUAUGUGUGUGUGUGUGUGUGUGUAUCUAAACAGCUGCAUUGCCAAGUGUUUUGGGUCGUUCAAAAGAAGGCAAAAAUGGAGGUUGGAAGCUCUGUGCAUACAAAAAUGAUGUCCAGAAAGAAUAAUCUCAGCUUGUACGAUGUUCCAGAUGGAGUUGAUAUUCGUGGUCGAUUCGAUCCGGAGUUUGCCAAGAUCCUUACCAUUGAUGCUCUGCAAUUCGUUGCGGAUUUACAGAUGGAAUUCAGGAACCAAAUCAAGUAUGCAAUGGAGUGUCGCAGGGAGGCCAAGAAGAAGUACAACGAAGGUGCAGUUCCAGGGUUUGAUCCAGCCACAAGGUAUAUCAGGGAACGAGAAUGGGUUUGUGCUCCAGUUCCACCUGCUGUUGCUGAUCGAAAAGUGGAGAUUACAGGCCCUACCGAAAGGAAAAUGGUCAUCAAUGCACUCAAUUCUGGAGCUAAAGUUUUCAUGGCGGAUUUCGAGGAUGCACUCUCACCAACUUGGGAGAACUUGAUUAGGGGACAAAUUAAUUUAAAGGAUGCUGUUGAUGGGAGUAUAACCUUCCACGAUAAAGCUAGAAACAGAAUAUACAAGCUGAAUGAUCAGACGGCAAAGCUAUUUGUUCGUCCUCGAGGUUGGCAUCUUCCUGAGUAUCAUAUUCUCAUUGAUGGUGAACCAGCAACUGGUUGUCUUGUAGAUUUUGGCCUUUACUUUUACCACAACUAUGCAAAAUUCCGGCAGACACAAGGUGCUGGCUAUGGACCCUUCUUCUAUCUUCCUAAAAUGGAGCAUUCAAGGGAAGCGAAGAUCUGGAAUUGUGUGUUUGAGAGAGCAGAAAAGAUGGCAGGAAUAGAAAGAGGAAGCAUCAGAGCCACUGUUCUAAUCGAAACAUUACCUGCAGUUUUCCAAAUGGAUGAAAUUCUUUACGAGCUAAGAGAUCACUCGGUGGGUUUAAACUGUGGAAGAUGGGAUUAUAUUUUCAGCUAUGUGAAAACUUUUCAGGCUCACCCAGAUCGCAUUUUGCCAGACAGAGUCCUGGUUGGAAUGAACCAACACUUGAUGAAAAGUUACUCUGAUCUCGUCAUCAGAACCUGCCAUAGACGCGGUGUUCAUGCCAUGGGUGGAAUGGCAGCUCAGAUUCCAGUCAGAGACGAUCCAGUAGCAAACGAGGCGGCAUUAGAGCUAGUGAGCAAGGACAAAUUGCGAGAGGUGAAAGCAGGGCAUGAUGGAACAUGGGCAGCUCAUCCUGGACUCAUCUCAACCUGCUUGCAAACCUUCAAUAACCACAUGGGUAAUGCUCAAAACCAGAUCAAAACCAUGAAAAGAGAAGAUGCAGCAAUGUUGACAGAAGAAGAUCUUAUACAGAGGCCAAGAGGAGUUCGUACAAUGGAAGGUCUGCGGCUAAAUACCCGUGUGGGAAUUCAGUAUUUGGCGGCAUGGCUGACAGGAACAGGGUCUGUUCCUCUUUACAAUCUGAUGGAAGAUGCAGCAACAGCGGAGAUUAGCAGGGUUCAGAAUUGGCAGUGGAUAAAAUAUGGAGUGGAAUUGGACGGAGAUGGAUUGGGAGUGAGAGUGAACCUGGAGUUGUUUGGAAGAGUGGUGGAAGAAGAGAUGAAUAGAAUUGAAAGAGAAGUUGGGAAAGAGAAGUUCAAGAGAGGGAUGUAUAGAGAAGCAUGCAAGAUUUUCACAAGGCAAUGCACGGGUGGUGUGCUUGAUGAUUUUCUUACAUUAGAUGCUUAUAAUCAUAUUGUUAUACAUCAUCCUAAGGACUUGUCUAGGCUCUGAUCGCAUGUAUCAUCACUUUUACUCUUUACCUUUCUUACUUGUUUAAGAGUCUUUCGAGGCUUUUCAGUCACCA